AGAUUUCGCACAUUAAGCGUCAGUUGCUUGUGAGCAACCGGUGACUUACGACGCUCUUUAAAAUUCGGUUCAGCGAUAGUGACAGUUAAGUAGAGAGAGAGAUAGUGAGCAGUGGAAUUGACAAAAUCCUGUGUUGAACACAGUGCAGUGCAGUGCUAAACAGGCGUCCCUGGGGAAAGGUGAAACCUUGUGAACUGAUAGUGUGAAGCAACCAUGGUAGAUCCCUUCGCGAAUGUGUCCAUCGGGGCACUACCGGACAUCAUCAAUGGCAGCUCGUACUUCAACGAUAAGUGGAAUGCCUUUCUCGAUGUUGUUGGUGACGAUCCGGAUUUCAUAUACGUAUGGCUGCUAACGGUUUGGACAUACGGUCUUUUCUGGGUAAUCGGAGGAGUGUUCGUGUUUAUGGACCUCACUAACAAGCCGGCAUUCAUGCGCAAAUACAAGAAUCAACCCGGAACGCACGAGCCACUAGAAUGGAGCAAACUAAAGCCCCUGGUGAAAACUGUCAUCACAAACCAGAUUGUCUACGGCAUACCAACAUCGUACUUCUCAUAUCACUUUGAAAAACUGGUCGUCUCAGAUCUACCAGAAUUACGAGUGUUACCUUCAAUCGAGAUCAUCCUGCGUGACAUCGUUGUUUGCAUUCUGAUGUGGGAAAUCACAUUCUAUUACAGCCAUCGGUGGCUUCAUUCCGGAUUUUGGUACAAGCAUAUUCACAAGAAGCACCACGAGUGGCCAGCUCCGAUCGCCUGGGCUGCCAUGUACGCACAUCCGCUCGAGUUUGUCGUCAGCGAUCUGCUGCCGGUGUACGUCGGCCCGGCCCUCAUGGUCAGCCACCCGGUGACGGUGGCCAUCUGGUUUGUGUUCGUCAUGAUGGACACCCUGGUUGAUCAUUCCGGUUAUCACCUGCCGGUGCUGGGCAGCUCGGAACAGCAUGACUACCAUCAUUUAAAAUUCAACCAAUGCUAUGGACUCUUCGGCUGGUGGGACACCCUGCACGGAACGAACGAUGAGUUCCGCAAGAAGAAGCAGUACCUGCGCAACAAGAGAAUCUUCUCGCUGAAAUCCGCCCGUGAGCUAUUUCCAGACGAGUAAGCAUGAUCUCUGCAACGAUCAUACCGAAGGGCACAACGUACAACUCUAACGAUGAUGAAUGAUAGUCACUUUUUUGGUGAACUUGGUAAUGAAUAUUGCUCAAACCUAGAUAUGUCCUGUACUACAGUGGGUGACGAUGCGAAGCGGCAAUGAGCGUACCAGAAAUGCAGUGAGGAAUCUAAUUUAUAUGUUAGUUACCUACUAGUCUAAGCAUAAGUCAAGUAUUUUUACCACAUAGUGGUAUGUUAAAAUUUCCUUGCAAAUCCGAAAGUAUCGAGCAGGCUUGCGUACGGGCAAUAUAAUGUUUAAGAAUAAAUUAACCCAAUGGGACAAUGGUCAUAAUUAGCUUAUACUGAUUUCUUACAUAAUGAGCAUGUUCUUUAGACUGUUUAUAAAAAAACGACAAAAAAAUGCUUUCUGGAAACUAGCUGCAGCAGAAAACAUAUUAAAAGAUACUCUGAAUAAAAAUGGUCACAUUAAAAA
Wyeomyia smithii (pitcher-plant mosquito) is the source of this 1578-nucleotide messenger RNA. RefSeq names its product fatty acid hydroxylase domain-containing protein 2-like. The transcript is spliced from 3 exons. Bases 214 to 1095 code for a protein of 293 amino acids. The record is from RefSeq and is a predicted model, not a curated record. Gene Ontology annotation, molecular function: C-4 methylsterol oxidase activity; iron ion binding. Gene Ontology annotation, biological process: sterol biosynthetic process. Lineage: Eukaryota; Metazoa; Arthropoda; Insecta; Diptera; Culicidae.